AUGCUGCGGCUGCUUCAGCGACCCCUGGGCCCUCUCCUGCUGCUGGCCGCGGCCCUGGCCGCCGCGGGGGCGGUCCGGCCCGCGGCGGCGGCCCGCGGGCUGGCGCAGGCGGCCGAGAGCGCCGCCGCGGCCGCGCCGCAGCCGCCGCCCGCGGCCGAGGCGCCUGCGCAGCAGCCCCCUGAGAGCAUGUAUGGCAGCGCUGAGGUGGAUGCCUGCAUCAGGGUCACCAACAGCGCAGGGCAGGCUUGCACGGUGGAGAGUGACACACUGUCCCUGGUCUUCCCGCGCGGCUCCGAGGAGCUGCCCACCCCCGAGCAGGUGCAAACCGCCAUCAACAACAUGAAGGCCGCCGCCCAGCCCUCCAGAACCUGCUGCCAGGAGCUGAGGCCCUUCGCCGACGGGCGCUGCCCCUGCGACGCGGGCUACCAGCAGCUGCUGCCCAUCGGCGGCUUCGACCCCGCCUACUUUGAGGGCGCCACCGCCAUCCUGGCGCAGGCCUGCGGCUUCGAUUUCCCGCCCUGCCAGCCGGGAGAGGUGAUCGACGUGGCCGCCGUCAACGCCGGCACCGGCGCCGGCGGCUGA
This is a messenger RNA of Chlorella variabilis, 582 nucleotides long. RefSeq lists its product as hypothetical. NCBI's taxonomy places the organism in Eukaryota, Viridiplantae, Chlorophyta, Trebouxiophyceae, Chlorellales, Chlorellaceae. The coding region runs from base 1 to 582 and encodes 193 amino acids. The transcript has 4 exons. The record is from RefSeq and is a predicted model, not a curated record.